Geodia barretti is the source of this 1089-nucleotide messenger RNA. Lineage: Eukaryota; Metazoa; Porifera; Demospongiae; Tetractinellida; Geodiidae. The record is from the annotation of a GenBank genome assembly.
AUGGAGCACCUUUUUCACGCCGGGGACAACCUCGAAGGGCUGGCACAGCUCGCCGAGUCGGGCUGGCGGGUUGACCUGGUGUACGUCGAUCCGCCUUUCGCCACCAACCACGAAUUCCUGAUGGACUCCGAGCGAGCCAACACCGUGAGCGCAUCGGGGGAACUGGCCUACGCCGAUACGCUUACAGGCGAUGACUACCUGGAGCAGCUCCGCCUGCGGCUUGAGGCCAUCCGGUCGGUCAUGGCGGAUGACGGCUCGGUCUACGUUCAUACAGACGUCAAGAUGGAACACCAUGUCAGGCUGCUGAUGGACGAGGUGUUCGGGGCGCGUAACUUCCGGAACAGUAUCACGCGGAUCAAGUGCAACCCAAAGAACUUCAACCGGUAUUCGUACGGGAACAUCAAGGACACGGUCCUCUUCUACUCGGUGUCGCCGAACCGCAUCAAGUGGCAUCCGCAGGAGGAGCCGCUUACCGACGAGGACGCGGUCUCGCGCUAUCCGCUGGUGGACGACACGGGCCGGCGUUACGCCACCACGCCGCUGCACGCGCCGGGCAUCACACGACGCGGCCCCACGGGCGGCCUGUGGCGAGGGAUGCCGCCACCGGCGGGGCGGCACUGGCGCUACACGCCCGAUAAGCUGGAGGAGCUGGAGGAAGCUGGCCUCAUCGAAUGGAGCAGGACCGGCAACCCGCGCAAGAUAAUCUACGCGGACCAGUCGGCGGGAAAGCUGCCGCAGGACGUGUGGAUGUACAAGGACCCGCAACGUCCCAGCUAUCCAACGCAGAAGAACGCCGCAAUGCUGGAGCGGAUCAUCCUGACCUCUUCGGAGCCGGGGGACACGGUGCUGGACUGCUACGCGGGCAGUGGCACGACGCUGCUGGAGGCGGCGCGACUGGGGCGGCGGUUUGUCGGCAUGGACGACGCGCCGGCGGCGUGGGAGGUUACCGAGAGGCGGUUGCUGGAUGCGGGAGUCGAGUGGGGUGCGCUUGGGGAGGUCUUCAAAAACGCCAGUGGAAGGGAACACCAGGAGCGCGUUGCUGCCCACAGUGGUUCCCUGUCGUCAGGGGCCACUGGCAACAUGCUCUGA